GUGGGAGUCAACAUUUCCUCUUUGUCCGCCUCUUUUGACUCAGUUACAUCUUCCUUCACUAAAGCCCCCGUUUUUUAAUUUUUCCAAGCUUUUUGAAUGCAAAAGGAAAAUAAAAAUAUUUUUUUUUGUAAAAAAUUGAAAGUUAACGCACAAAAAAUCAUACCCACGAUCAAGUAUUUUUGAUUUUCCUCUAAAUUUAGCGGAUCUGCUGCUAAAUUUAGAGGGAGAGGAAUUAAUUAGGGUUUUUGGGUGUGUAAGAAGAGAGACAGAGGUGGUGUUGUACAAAGGCUUAGUGAAUCUGUUAACUCUUUCAAGAUGAUGAUCUCUAGGGGAUUGUUUGGGUGGUCCCCACCGCAUAUACAGCCGUUGACGCCUGUUUCAGAGGUGUCUGAGCCGCCGGAAUCUCCGUCGCCGUAUCUUGACACAAGCGCUGAGGCUGCAGCAGCUGCGGCUGCUGCACAGGCUGAGGCGGAGGAGGAGAUGGAAGAGCCUGAGGAGAUGGAACCGCCUCCUGCUGCUGUUCCAUUCUCGCGGUUGUUUGCUUGUGCUGACCGGCUUGAUUGGGGACUUAUGAUCGUUGGUUCUAUUGCUGCUGCUGCCCAUGGCACUGCUCUCGUUGUUUACUUGCAUUACUUCGCGAAGAUUAUUGAGGUUAUGAGGAUUGGUUCAGGUCCUGAUAGACCUGAGGAGCAAUUCCAGAGGUUCAAAGAUCUAGCUUUAACCAUUGUUUAUAUAGCUGUGGGUGUUUUUGCAGCUGGUUGGAUUGAGGUAUCGUGCUGGAUUCUAACUGGAGAGCGCCAGACUGCUGUCAUCAGGUCCAACUAUGUCCAAGUAUUACUUAAUCAGGACAUGAGCUUUUUCGACACUUAUGGGAACAAUGGGGACAUUGUUAGCCAAGUAUUGAGUGAUGUGCUCCUUAUUCAAUCUGCUCUCAGUGAAAAGGUUGGAAACUAUAUCCAUAACAUGGCAACAUUUUUUAGUGGUCUUGUCAUUGGAUUUAUCAACUGCUGGCAGAUUGCACUCAUAACAUUAGCCACUGGUCCUUUCAUUGUUGCUGCUGGAGGUAUAUCGAAUAUAUUUCUUCACAGGCUUGCUGAGAGUAUUCAAGAUGCAUAUGCAGAAGCUGCCAGUGUUGCUGAACAGGCAAUCUCGUAUAUUAGGACGUUAUAUGCAUUCACAAAUGAAACUUUGGCCAAGUAUUCUUAUGCAACCUCACUACAAGCAACUCUAAGAUACGGUAUUUGGAUUAGUCUUGUGCAAGGACUUGGGCUUGGGUUUACAUAUGGGCUUGCAAUAUGUUCUUGUGCCUUACAACUGUGGGUUGGAAGGCUUCUGGUUACACAUAACAAAGCUCAUGGUGGUGAAAUAAUAACAGCUCUGUUUGCUGUAAUUUUGAGUGGCCUUGGGCUGAAUCAAGCAGCAACAAACUUCUAUUCAUUUGACCAGGGACGGAUUGCUGCUUAUAGACUUUAUGAGAUGAUAAGCCGAUCUUCCUCUACUGUAAAUCAAGAUGGCAACACCUUGGUGUCAGUGCAAGGAAAUAUUGAAUUUCGCAAUGUAUAUUUUAGCUAUCUGUCUCGUCCUGAGAUCCCCAUCUUGAGUGGAUUUUACCUCACUGUGCCUGCCAAAAAAGCUGUGGCACUUGUUGGUAGAAAUGGUUCUGGGAAAAGCAGUAUUAUCCCUCUCAUGGAGCGGUUUUAUGAUCCCACCUUAGGUGAAGUUCUUUUAGAUGGAGAGAAUAUUAAAAAUCUAAAACUUGAAUGGCUCAGAAGCCUAAUAGGGUUAGUCACUCAGGAACCUGCCUUGCUAAGUUUGAGCGUAAGAGAUAAUAUUGCUUAUGGACGAGAUGCUACACUAGAUCAGAUUGAAGAAGCUGCCAAAAUAGCACACGCGCAUACAUUCAUUAGCUCACUUGAGAGAGGCUAUGAGACACAGGUGGGUAGAGCUGGUUUAGCGUUGACUGAGGAACAAAAAAUUAAACUAUCUAUUGCUAGAGCAGUGCUUUUGAAUCCAACCAUUCUUCUACUUGAUGAAGUUACUGGUGGACUUGAUUUUGAAGCUGAGAGAGCAGUUCAGGAGGCUCUAGAUCUCCUCAUGUUGGGACGGUCAACAAUAAUAAUAGCUCGACGUCUUAGUCUUAUUAGGAAUGCUGAUUAUAUUGCUGUUAUGGAGGAAGGUCAGCUUGUUGAAAUGGGUACACAUGAUGAAUUAUUAAACCUUGACGGUCUAUAUGCUGAGCUUCUCAAAUGUGAAGAAGCGGCAAAACUUCCAAGGAGGAUGCCAGCUAGAAACUACAUGGGGACUGCUACUUUCCAAAUUGAAAAGGAUUCUUCAGCUAGUCACAGCUUCCAAGAACCCUCCUCUCCUAAAAUGAUGAAAUCACCCUCUCUUCAGAGAGUUCCUGGUAUAUUACGGCCUCCAGAUGGCACCUUUAACUCGCAAGAAUCACCACAAGCUCGGAGUCCACCUCCGGAGAAAAUGAUGGAAAAUGGUCUUCCCUUGGAUGGAACUGAAAAGGAACCAUCAAUAAAGAGACAGGAUAGUUUUGAAAUGCGACUACCAGAGUUACCCAAGAUUGAUGUCCACUCUGCACAUCGACUAACAUCAAAUGGUUCAGAUCCUGAAUCACCUGUAUCACCCCUUUUGACAUCAGAUCCUAAAAAUGAACGUUCCCACUCACAAACUUUUAGUCGACCCCAUAGUCACUCUGAUGAUGUUCCUACUAAAUUCAAGGGUGCAAAGGACACAAAGCAUUUGGAAGCACCAUCUUUUUGGAGAUUAGCAGAACUUAGUUUUGCAGAGUGGCUCUAUGCUGUUUUAGGAAGCAUUGGUGCUGCUAUUUUUGGUUCUUUUAAUCCACUCCUUGCUUAUGUUAUUGCGCUGAUAGUGACUGCUUAUUAUAGACCUGGACAUCAUCACUUGCGGCAGGAUGUUGACAAGUGGUGCUUGAUCAUUGCCUGUAUGGGUAUAGUGACGGUGGUUGCAAAUUUCUUGCAGCACUUCUAUUUUGGUAUUAUGGGUGAAAAAAUGACUGAACGGGUUAGGAGGAUGAUGUUCUCAGCAAUGCUCCGCAAUGAAGUUGGAUGGUUUGAUGAAGAGGAGAAUAGUGCUGACACGUUGUCCAUGCGGUUGGCAAAUGAUGCCACAUUUGUGCGAGCUGCAUUCAGUAACCGACUUUCAAUAUUUAUACAGGAUAGUGCUGCUGUUCUUGUGGCUGUUGUCAUUGGGAUGUUGCUUCAGUGGCGAUUGGCUCUCGUGGCACUGGCAACCCUGCCAGUUCUCAUGGUUUCUGCGAUUGCCCAGAAGUUGUGGCUUGCUGGAUUUUCAAGGGGCAUACAGGAGAUGCACAGGAAGGCAUCAUUGGUUCUUGAGGAUGCUGUUAGAAACAUCUACACUGUUGUCGCAUUCUGUGCUGGUAACAAGGUAAUGGAGCUCUACAGAUUGCAAUUGAAGAAAAUAUUCAAGCAGAGUUUUCUCCAUGGAAUGGCCAUUGGUUUUGCAUUUGGCUUUUCACAGUUUCUUCUUUUUGCCUGUAAUGCCCUUCUUCUCUGGUACACUGCAUACUCUGUAAAGAAAGAGUAUAUGGAUCUGCCUACAGCUAUCAAGGAGUAUAUGGUUUUCUCAUUUGCAACAUUUGCACUAGUCGAGCCUUUUGGAUUGGCUCCAUACAUUCUUAAACGGCGGAAAUCUCUCAUUUCAGUAUUUGAAAUUAUAGAUCGAGUUCCUAAAAUUGACCCAGAUGAUAACUCAGCACUGAAGCCACCUAAUGUCUAUGGAAGCAUUGAGUUGAAGAAUGUCGAUUUCUGCUAUCCUACUCGCCCAGAAGUGUUAGUAUUGAGCAAUUUCAGCCUUAAAGUUAACGGCGGACAAACUGUAGCUGUUGUAGGAGUUUCAGGGUCUGGAAAGAGCACUAUAAUCUCUUUAAUUGAGAGAUUUUAUGAUCCAGUUGCUGGUCAGGUUUUACUAGAUGGGCGAGAUUUGAAACUAUAUAAUUUGAGAUGGUUAAGGAGUCACUUAGGUGUUGUGCAGCAGGAACCAAUUAUCUUCUCAACAACGAUUAGAGAAAACAUUAUAUAUGCUAGGCAUAAUGCUAGUGAAGCUGAGGUGAAAGAGGCUGCAAGAAUAGCAAAUGCUCACCACUUCAUCAGCAGCCUUCCUCAUGGUUAUGACACACAUGUAGGAAUGAGGGGUGUAGACCUGACACCAGGACAGAAGCAGAGAAUUGCAAUUGCUCGAGUUGUUCUCAAGAAUGCGCCCAUCUUGUUAUUGGAUGAAGCUAGCUCAUCCAUUGAAUCUGAAUCUAGUAGGGUGGUUCAAGAAGCACUUGAUACACUGAUCAUGGGAAACAAAACAACCAUUUUGAUAGCUCAUAGAGCUGCAAUGAUGAGGCAUGUGGACAAUAUUGUAGUUCUAAAUGGAGGACGGAUUGUUGAGGAAGGAACCCAUGAUUCUUUGAUGGCAAAGAAUGGAUUGUAUGUCAGGUUGAUGCAACCUCACUUUGGAAAGGGUUUGCGACAGCAUCGACUUGUUUAGGUUUGAUUUUGACAAAUUGGAUUUAAUUCCUUUGUAUAGCUCUUAUUGGUCACUUAAAAUUGCUGGAAAUGUUGAUCACUGUCAGCAUCAAUAGAAUUAUUUCCAGAGUGGGCAAGUGUGAAUGAGAAUGACAUGCUUUCCAGAGUGCGCAAGGGCUAACCAGAAUGAUGAGGCUUGUAACAAUUUUUGUAUGGUUUGGAUGGGUGGGUUGCAGGGCAAUGGCGAUGGCAAAGGCGAUGGUUAAUAGUGUUAGGAUUUAGAAAUAGGGAUUUUGGAGCUUGGUUGGCCGAUGAGGACGUACGCUCAGGGCUAGACGCACAUUCUUUUUGGAGGCAAGUAAGCAUUAGUUUGUUGCUUUGUCUCCAUGGUAUAUUUAUUUGUUCAUUAAUCAAAUAUUGGGUUUGCGAGGAGAUAAGUCUAGUCCUAAUGAGGUGUGCUGCUUGGGUUUUCUUUUUGGUUUUCCUAGAUUUUUUUUUUCUGGCUUUUUUUAAUGAAUUAAUGCAACUCUGACUAGCCUGGAUGGUGAAAUAUGUUUGAUACUGUAAAUUACAUUUGUGAAAAUUGAAGUUUAGAAGAGUGAAGGUGGGGCAUUUGUUGUAACCUUUGUAAAUAACCUCGGGGAUAAUUUAUAAGUUUUUACUUUUUACCGGCUUAAUUAAGUAGUUCUCAUUGUUUUUUCUCCA
Molecule: messenger RNA, 5216 nt
Organism: Jatropha curcas
Lineage: Eukaryota; Viridiplantae; Streptophyta; Magnoliopsida; Malpighiales; Euphorbiaceae
Product: ABC transporter B family member 6
Biological process (GO): transmembrane transport
Cellular component (GO): plasma membrane
Molecular function (GO): ATP binding; ABC-type transporter activity; ATP hydrolysis activity
Source: RefSeq, a predicted model, not a curated record